Molecule: messenger RNA, 786 nt
Organism: Cyphomyrmex costatus
Lineage: Eukaryota; Metazoa; Arthropoda; Insecta; Hymenoptera; Formicidae
Product: octapeptide-repeat protein T2-like
Exons: 3
Coding region: 1-384 (127 amino acids)
Source: RefSeq, a predicted model, not a curated record
AUGGAGGCGAGACGUGGCGAGGUGAGGCGAGGUGAGGCGAGACGAGACGAGGCGAGGCCAGAAAAAGAGGGAAGGAAACAAAGAGAAGAGAAGGAAAGAGAAAAGGAGGUAGAGGACGAGAAAGGAAAGGAGAAGUUUAGGUAUCACGAGAAGCGGCGGCAUCACGGAACGGCGCGACGCGACGCGGAGGGUCGAGGGAAGAAAAGAGGCCGAGGCGGGAGAUCGGAGAUCCGAAAGCUCGGAGGAAAUACGCAGGCACGGCAGACGCGCGACGGCGAGAUAUCAAGAAGACGGUCGGUACAGGACGUGUGCGCUUUAUCACGAAGGGAAAACCAAGGUCGCGGCUACUAUCAUGGACUACCGAAAGUGAAGCGUAUCGAUUAGAAGAGCGAGCAUAACGCAAUCAAAUGUCAAACGUAACACACCGUGCGCUCGAGUCGGCGACUUAUCCUCGAUAGAAACAGAGAGAUUGGGAAGGAGGAAAAGAGAAAAAGAGAGAAAGGGGCCCCAGUACCUCUCGGGUCUCCUGCGAUAGAAUCCGUGGUCCCAAUUGGAGCAUGCUAGGCAGAUUGCAGUUGCACGCGUAGCACCGUUACGUUUUCUAUGCAAUAAUCGUCGUUGUGCCGUAACAUAUCGCCGCUCGUGAUUUUUUAUCAAGUUUAUCCUUCCUUUCCUCGCUCUCUCGAUAUCAAUCGACCGCCCCGUAUCUCCUGCCCACCCUGCACACACACACACACGUACAAAUAAAACACAAACGCAUACACACACACACACACACAACACACA